Messenger RNA from Lates calcarifer (barramundi perch), 6084 nucleotides. RefSeq names its product ubiquitin domain containing 1b (gene ubtd1b). Lineage: Eukaryota; Metazoa; Chordata; Actinopteri; Centropomidae. The transcript is spliced from 4 exons. The record is from RefSeq and is a predicted model, not a curated record. Gene Ontology annotation, molecular function: protein binding. The coding region runs from base 750 to 1487 and encodes 245 amino acids.
UACGCGCAAGCGUAAAAAAGUUCGGUGGCGCUAGCUCCGCCGCUAGUCACCUUCCACCAGCAGUGAGGGAAGAAACGUUUCGGGGGAUUUAAAGACAAAGAUCUGGAGACAACGUCAAAGAAUUGAAGUAGUACACGGAGGGGCUGCGGGAAACUGUAACUACCCGCCACACCUGGAAGAAACUCGUCAUGCAAGGAAACGGUCACGAGUGCGCUCAAGUUUGUGUUUACUGAUGUUGUGGUAGCUAGCUGGCUGGCCCUGUUAGCUUGUUAGCGAGGAAACGUGCGCGCUGCUUGCACUGCUGAGCAUCAACAUUUACAACUAAACCCAACUUAACAAGCAGGUUAGAUAACGGAUAUGUUGCUGGUUAUAUCCUAACAUUAAAACAGCAGUUUGGCAGAUGUUACGACUGGCUCUUAGUUUGCCUAUCAAACUCUUGUAACGUUAGUGCGGGCCACGAGCUUUGAAUCUUGUGGGGGUCGUGUCAAACACAAGCAGCACUGAUUGAGAAAGAAGAAAAAACGCACAUCAACCCAAGAUCCCUCAGGUACAGCUCGGAUCAGCGCCAUCAAACACAUCCAGACACGAUUCCCUUUCUUUUGCCGUUCCGGAUGACAUAUCAGGCUUGCAGCUCUCUCUCUGGACCUGCGACCCGUCCCCCGCAACGGACCUAGUUCGUCGUCUUCGUCCGUGAUGGCCCCCCUGCUCAGCUGGUGAGACGCGUGGAAACAAUCUGCAGUCCGCUGACCAUGGGAGGAUGUGUGGGGAGAUACUGGGAGGGCUGGGAGGACACACAGAGCCGAGGCUCGUCCAGGAACGGCGGACGAGGAGGACGGAAUGAGCCUCUGAAGAAAGAUCGUCCCAAGUGGAAGAGCGACUACCCGAUGACGGAGGGCCAGCUACGUAGCAAGCGAGAUGAGUUCUGGGACACAGCGCCGGCCUUCGAGGGCCGUAAGGAGAUCUGGGAUGCCCUGAAAGCAGCCGCCGUGGCACUGGAAUGCAACGACCACGAGCUUGCCCAGGCUAUAGUGGACGGAGCCAGUAUCACACUGCCACAUGGUACUCUCACAGAAUGUUACGAUGAACUGGGGAACCGCUACCAGCUGCCCGUCUACUGCCUGGCUCCGCCUGUCAACCUCAUCUCUGAACGCAGCGACGAGGACCCCAGUGACAGCCCUGAACCCCCUGUAGCACCCAAGAAGGAAUUCCAGCUCAAGGUACGACUGUCCACAGGUAAGGACCUGCGUCUCAGCGCCAGCAUGGCCGACACCAUAGGGCAGCUGAAGAAGCAGCUGCAGGCCCAAGAGGACAUCGACGCCGCCCAUCAGCGCUGGUUCUUCUCUGGCAAGCUGCUCACGGACAAGACGCGGCUGCAAGACACUAAGAUCCAGAAGGACUUUGUCAUCCAGGUCAUCGUCAACCCCCAGGCCCUCCGAGCCCCAAAGCCGUCACCCACCACCACUGCCUCUUCGCCCUCAUCUGAAUAACUGAGAACAAAGAGAGGACAACUGGAGGGAUGAUGCAGUGGGUGGCAGACAUAAAAAAGGACUGAAGGUGCCUCCUUAUGCUGGAUAGAAAUAAAACUGAAAUGUGGAGGUACAAAACUACAUGAGGGAGAAACUCUGAAGUGCUGCUUUCUUUCAUCCACCAUGUGUCAUUGUAUUUUUUUUUUUUUUGGGUAUGUUGGGUUGUUCUUAAAGUGAAAGUCACCACACUAACUCUGGAGAUCCUCUUCCCCUUUGUCUCUUUGAACAAUUUCAAAUUAAAGCAGAACUUUCAGCCUUUUCAAACGCAUACAAAAUGUGCAUAUCAUGCUGCACAUGCAAGGACUCUGCCUCUGCCCUUUUUGUCUGCACUAAUGGUAACUAAGUGCCAAUGGAAGAAAUGCAGAUGUGUUUGUGUUGGUUCUAAAGCACAUUUCUACUAUGAUGUACAUGGACUCUGCACUGCAAUCCUCUACUCCUCCACAGAUACACGAGGGAAGGCAGAGCGCGUGAUCCCGAACAUUUUCUUGUUUCCUUUUUUUUCUUUUAUUGAGGAUAUAAUGUAAUCUGAGCUUUUUUGCACAUUUGAAGAUUAUUACUAUACUUUUGUGGUAGUUUGUGUGCCUUCUACAUGACGAAACAAAAAAGGGUCAACGUUCUGAAAGAUGCUAGUUUUACCACUAGGCUAAGCCUUCUGUAUUUUUUAAGAAUCAGGAACUCUUAGAUUGACCCAAGCUAUAACUGCUGCCUUUUAAAAAAAUCUUGCCGACAAAACAUAUGAUGUGUGGGUGCUGGAGUGUGUGCGUGUGUGUUUGGGCAAAAGGAAUAUGUAAUUUACCCACAUUACAGUUGUUAGACAUAGCUCAUAGAGACAAGACUGUUUCCCUGGUGUACAAGUCAUAGCUUUGCAGUAAAUCAUAUUGUAUUGUCUAGGGAAAUAGAAAUUCCCAUGCAAAAAUGAUGGUCUUAAAAGCUGCAUUAUUGACCACUUAACCCCCAGACCACUAGGGGGCAGCCACACAGCCCUGACAGGAUCAGCUCAGUAGCAUAGGGCUCCUUUUUUUUCCACCACCUGAUGAAUGUAAAUCCAGUAUUCACUCGCCUUUUAUCCUAAAUACGUCAAGUAUUUAAGAGUAUUUGUCAUAUUUGUUCAUUACAUGUUUGACUUUCUUCACCAGCAUACAGAUGACUCAAUUGAGUUGGUUUGCCAGAAAUGGCUGGUGAGAGCAUAAGGAGCAGUGAACCAAAAACAAUGAGCUAAAAAGCUGCAGAUUUGUGUGUUGAUUCUCAGUGGAUCCAGCAGUACUAACAUCCUCUUUGCAUCACUGGAAGUUACUUGUUUUGUAUUGACUAAAAAAAUAUAUUAUAUAAAGGUUCACUACACUAGUUUUAGACAUAAAGAUCAGUUCACAUGACAUGGUUAGUGCUACUUUGCUUGUGAAAACAGUUGUAUAAAUGAGAAAUUACCGUAAUGUCAUCAGAGAUUGUGUGGACAGUGUGGUUGGUAGAAAUGCAGUAAAACUCAAAAUACGUUUGUUGCUGUAAACCACUGAAUUUAUAAUAACAAAAUAUUUCAAUUUGAAAACAGUAACUCAGUUUAUAUGGUUUGAAUUCCCCUCUUAUCUAAUGUUAAGUUUUGAAAGUUGAGCUUCUUAAAUGUCUUGAGUUUUUGACUUGAAUGGAAUUUUACCAACCUACUCCUCUUGUGUGCGCCACUGUCACUUCCAGGUCGAGUCGGUGUCAUAUUUGGGUCGUAGCUCAGAAUAGACACCAGAGGCGAUUCAGGUUUGAUCAUCAGGACCUGCUUUGUGAAUGUGGCCUGUUUCUUCGUGACACACAACUCUACAGCUUAAUGAGCAUUGUUUUCAUUCACUGCUCCUGUCGCACAGUUCUCCAGCAGUAUCAUCAUGGAGAGAGUGAAACUGAACCAUCAGUUUGAAACCUAGCUGAGCCACAUCCCAACAUAUUAAGAAAAAUGUUUUAUCUUUUAAUGACAGUUUCAUUUUCUUGUGUCUUUUCUAUACAGUUUUCGACCUUGAAGCUUCUCACAAUCACUCUUCUUUUAUUUCCAUGACAUUUUCUUUGGUUCUUUUGGGGAUUUCUUAAUCGUUGUAUGCAAACUUGAAUAAGCAUUUUUCUCUGUAUGUGCAAUACAAUAGACAUAGACCUCAUCAGUUUGUUUCUGACUCUGCAGAUUUCAUAGAGCACCAGCUAUGAGUAUUGUUACAGUUUUAUGUCAAACUACAGGUACACGCCUGCUACAAUCUGUGUCAACUGUUCACGUUUGUCACUUUGAAAUGUAUUCUAGUCUGUGGCCUUGACCGUUCAGAUGGGCUUUCAUCUUUCACGGACAAAGUAUCUAAAACAUUAAAAAUGCCUACACAACUUCCCCAGUGUCCGUUUAGCGUUCUGCCCUGCACGCCUCGGCUGUGCAGGUUAGGGUGUCACUGAGCCUCAGGGUGGGGAAAAGCUCCGCUGACAACUUUAUCGAUAACGUGUCCUGUUACAGGCGUCCUCGCUCAGGCGAGGCCAUGGGUGGGUUUUUGUCUUCAUGUCUCUGAUUAUUUGUCCCUGUGUUUCUCCUGCGUUUGCCCACUUUUUAACCUAAAUGAAAUGACACUGAGCAGUGGUCUUUGUUUCAUGGCAGACUUAAAGGUACAACAUCUUACUUAAUGUAAAAGGGCUUAAGGUGUCCCUCAGGUUCACACUCAGCUAAGGAGAGCUCUCUGUUUAAGGAGAUGGCCAUACAAAUGCAGAUAAGCUGUUCCCUGAUAAAUGUGCUAUGAAAUGGAUGAGAUCUUUUUCUUUCUUUUUUUUUUUUAGCUGAUGGUUGAAUGUUUGGGUACCACAAAUUUUUUUUCUCGUCUAAACCUACCAUAAUAGAUCAGUGUAAGAAAAAUGUAGCAAAUGUUAAUCUGCAAAUUAGUACUUUAAGUAAAUGUAUGUUUCUCAAUUCUAUAACACUUGUGUUUAUAUGUAGUGCAGUACAUGAAAAACAAAGUGUUUCUCACAGCAGACAUUUGAAGCAAAGGUGUUACUAAUAACAUUAACGAUGGCUCUGAUGUGUCCCAGUAGUGAGCCAACAUGCACAAUACCAGGACCCUGAAACUGCAGCAGCUAAAUGGAAUUCAGCCAUCUUUCAUUCAUUUCUUACUGAGACUAAACGUCAUAAGUGAAAAAUGUCUCUGAUUGUAGCUGGUUAGACUUUCACAGUCCUUGUCUAACAGCAGAGUGAGGUGUCAGUUAAGCAGAGUUUGCACAUUCCCACGUAGUCCUGAGGUCUAAUUAAGCAAAGUGAAAACACCUGUGAGUGAAGCCCUGGGUGUGCAGGGACCUUUGAAUUUGUUUUUAAUGCAAAAAUGCAGGACAGAGACUUUCUACAUUGGCUUUUGUUUGCGAUGAUCUGACUCACUGAGUUUAGAAAACCUCAAGGUCACACUGUUAGUCAAAUUCCCCUUAGCAAAUCAGUUUCUAACUCUGACUCAUCAUCAGACGCUGAGAUCACACAGGUCCCCUCUGCUGCUUCUUUUCCUGUUUAUUGUGAAUAUAAAAUUGCGAAACCUUAGCAGAGGGUCUGUGAAUUUCACUCCAGUGUCUCCAACCGCUUCACCUCAUUUAUGAUUUCUUUUUUUUCAAGUUCUGACACCGGCUCAGUCUGCAAGUCACACCUCUCAUUUUAGUGAAGACACCUGAGAAGAAGUCAAAAAAUGUUCAGGUAUAGGAACAAGGAGAGGUGAAAGUAGUAGCAACUCAAGGUCCACUUGCUACCUUUUUUCUGGAGCUUCACAGUCCUCCUCAGCUAAUGGGGUUUGCUUUGUAAACUCCUGACUUCCUGAGCAAACACAGCAGCUCCUGAACUUCUCAGCGGAAGAGUUUGAAAGCUCCAGAAAAACUCUAAGUGGACCUUGAGUUCAGAUUUUUUUUUGUGUGUGUGUUUGUGAAACUCAUGCUCAGUGUGCUACAUUUUUAAAUGUCGUUCUCCACAGUUAGGAGCAAUGUAAAUGGACAUUUAUCAUCACACCAGUCAAAAUUCAACACUUGCUGUUUUGCACAUUGGAAUGUAUGUAGAUUUCUACACAUUUGAACACAUGUAAGACUUAAAAAAAAUAUAUAUAGGACGCCAUGCACAUGUAUACUCAUGGUUCACAGAUGAAACUACAUUGCAAGUGAAGUAGUUUAUCAAGCUGGUUAUACAGUAAAAGCCAUAAUAGGCCAGAAAUAUUUAUAUUACAAUUCUGACAGCAAACAUCACUCUGUACGUCACAGUCCUCUCCUUUAAGCACUCAAAUUCCCAAAAGGCAUUGCAGUCAGAUGAAGCUUUCUCAUUGUUUUGACACAUUAACAGCCAUGUGUAAACCACUCAAAGAAAAUGAAUAGUUUUUCAAAUUGUUAGUACCAUCUAAGUAUGUGUAGAAAAUCAGUAUAUGUAGUCAAAGAGAAAAGUCAUUAUAUGGACAUUUCAUGGACACUGAUGAUGAAUGACACCCACAAUUAUUUUACCACUUGGUGUGUUCAUUUAUAUGCUGAUUUCAUUUUAAAUCAUGUUUUUAAACUGUUGAAUAAAAUCAAACUAUUGUAAAAAUAAAUAAAUGAAUAGAGA